AUGGUUGAUGAGCUUCAAAUAGCUAUAUGGAGGGCGGAGCUGCUGGACAGGCUGAGGAACUGGGGCCGUUACUCGACGUACGACGGUUCAUACGACCCUCGGAGGUAUUCAGGGAAGUUGGAUGCGGUGGAACUGGAAGGCAUUAAGUUGGACGCCAUGACAGAAGAGCUGGCCCUGUCGCGAGCGCGGGAAACGGGGCGGAAGUUCGAGGCGGUGAUGACGGAGGUGGAGCUCGAGGUGAUGAGAAGGCUAGGGGGGAUCUUGGCCAAGACUGUCGACCCCGUGUUUGCCGGGACGGAGGAGGUGGCGAUAGAGGAAGAUGGGGCGGUUUGUGGGGUUUGUCAAGAAGAGAUGGAGGCAGGGGAUGAAGGAAGAAUGUUGCUUGGGUGCAUGCACAAGUUCCAUUCAGAUUGCGCUUUGAAGUGGCUGAGGGAAAAGGCCACGUGUCCCUUGUGCAGGUACCAGAUGCAAGUCAGAGAGUUCAAACUGAACAUAUGA
Molecule: messenger RNA, 498 nt
Organism: Alnus glutinosa
Lineage: Eukaryota; Viridiplantae; Streptophyta; Magnoliopsida; Fagales; Betulaceae
Product: E3 ubiquitin-protein ligase EL5-like
Exons: 1
Coding region: 1-498 (165 amino acids)
Molecular function (GO): zinc ion binding
Source: RefSeq, a predicted model, not a curated record